AAGCAGACUUGUGAGGAGCUGUGUUUACAGCGAGCCCACGCUCGGAUCUGAGAGGUGGCAGCCACGGAGUAGGCGUUCUUCUGCUUUGAGGUGUUAUCAGGGAUGAUGCCAGCCUGGGUUCCGCUGCUGGUGGCCAUGCUGUGGCAGACGACGAGUCAGGCAGUGGCAGCGGACGAUCUGCGCUCGGCCUUCUCGGCGGCACGCACCCGCAGCAUGAUGGGAGGCCCGCGGAUGGCUGUCACCUUCGACCGCGUGUACGUCAACGUGGGCCACGACUUCGACGGGCGCAGGGGCAUGUUCACGUGCCGCAUCCCCGGUGCCUACUACUUUUCCUUCACGGUGGGCAAGCACCCGGACAAGGGCCUGUCGGUGAUGCUGAUGAAGGACGGCAGCCAGGUGCAGGCCAUCGCCUACGACGAGCACCAAGGCCCAGAGCGCCGGACGCGCAGCCAGAGCGCCAUGCUGCGGCUGGCCCGCGGCGACACCGUCUGGCUGCGCCUACACGGCCACCCCCAGUACGCCCUCUACAGCGAGACGGGCCCCUACACCACCUUCAGCGGCUGCCUGGUCUACCCCGAGCCCGAGCCCCGCCCAGCACUGCCGCCGGCGCCCCGCUCUGCCUUCUCGGUGGCCCGCACGCAGAGCGUGGUGGGCAGCAGCGCUCAGCGCUACCGACACGACCCGGUGGCUUUCGACACCGAGCUGGUCAACAUCGGUGGUGACUUCAACUCGUCGCUGGGCGUCUUCACCUGCCGCGCGGCUGGCGUCUACUACUUUGCUUUCAACAUGGGCAAGCUGCCCUACAAGACCAUGUCGGUGAAACUGAUGAAGAACGAGGACGAGGUGCAGGCCAUGAUUUAUGACGAUGGGGUGACCGAGCAGCGGGAGAUGCAGAGUCAGAGUCUGAUGCUGGCCCUCCGGCCAGGCGACCGUAUCUGGCUGUACAGCUACCAGCACGAUGGCUACGGAGCCUACAGCAACCACGGCAAAUACAUCACCUUCACCGGUUUCCUGGUGUACCCCGAGACCGACCGGGACUCGAACCCCGCCACCAACAGACUCUGACUGACCCACCCGCUUCCCCUUCUCCCCGUCUGUCUGUGUUACAAAUGUCUUGUGUCAGUUCGAGUCCUUGGAAAAUUAAUAUUUUGUUGGAGGAUGUGGAGUCCACCUCUUCUGUUCGUGUCGAGGGCAGGGUCUGGGGCCAGGGAAUGAACAAGAAGUGGAAGCGGGCCUUUUGGCUGCUCCAGCAGUCACUGCGGUGUUGGUCUUCCAUCUCAAGCCCAUUUUCCUGCAGAUCCCAUAACAUUCAGAGAGAGAUACAGCAUGCAAACAAGCCCUUCACCCCCAGUCUUACACUGAUCCUAUCAUUGGUUCAUUCAUAUUAACCCCCCCACCCAGAUUCAACCUCUCUUCAACACGCUGGGGGAUGUCCAUAGUCGCUACCCAACCUGUCUUUGGAACGUGGGAAGAUGUGCACACAGUCAGAAUCCAAAGUCCGGGUUGUCCCCGGGUUCCUGAAGCUGUGUGAACCGUGUGCGCGUGAACAGAAGCCUACUAGUCUCCACACGGAAAAUGCAAUCAAUUCCAAAGAUUCAGCUUCACCCAAGAGUGCUCUAGUCUAGUUGGUUACUGGGAGAUCCUCAGCAAGAUACCUACUUAUUCAGGUCUAAAGUAUUCUGAAGCACUGCAUGCUACAAACGAUAAUCUGUGAGGCAAAUGACUGAAAUAGUUCAGGAAGGUGGCUCCUGAUCUUCCAUCUCCACAGCAACAAGUAAUAAACAAUGGAUUCCCAGGAAUUAAUAAACGUGAAACUUCUUCGUUGGGAAAAGAUCAGAGAGGCAAUGCACUUUCAGAUGGUUUCGGCAUGGGGAGGGCCAAGGCUGAAAGGGGAGUUGCCAUAUCCAGGGUCUGCCAACAGGGAAUGGUGUCACGCGGUCAAUGCCAGCUCUCAUCGCGAGCCUUUAGCAGGCUCACACCCACAGGUUGUUCCCUGCAUCCGAGAGCGCCAAAGAUAAUCCAAGAGGAAAUACUGGGAGAAACUCGUGCAGGAAGGAAGAAUGAAAAGCAAGUGACUAGAGGAAACUAGAACUUGUGAUGAUUCAGUGGGAUCUGGAGGUUCUGGCACACCAGACAUAGAAUUGACAUGUAGGAAAGGCAAGUGAAGAGUAUGGAAUAUGAAAGUGGGGAAUUUCAGGGCGUAGUUCUGCUCUGCACAUGCUUGAGUUGGAGGCUGUGCUCAGAGGGUUCACUAGAUUAAAUCCUAGUGAAGGGGUGGAGCAAACUGGGCCUUUAUGGACGAACAAGAGGUGAAGUUACUGAAACAUCAGAGGGGAGAUUGACAGUGCGGGUGCUGAGAGAAUUUUUCCCUCUACUGGAAUAUCCAGAUCUAGACGCACUGUUUUAGAAAUGGGUCGCGCAUUGUCCGGCGUAGGUGCAACAUACCCCACCCUAGCACUGUGUAAUGCACUCGUGUCCCCCUCCUCCUGCCCCACAGACAGUCGUGACAUUACUUCCCCAUUUCAGCCAAGCCUGCUGUACUUGUGACACGCACCUAUGGAUGGACCCAGAUAGUUGAUGUUUAUUUUCUCUCCAGGGGAACUAUCUUCACAAGGAAGAGUAUGGAAAUGUUUCUUUCCACAGAAUGGCCACAGGGUUGAGGAAUGACACUUGUAUUAGGUGGGUAAUCUUCAUGUCCCUUGCUUCCUGUACCUGGUAUCCAUGGGGAGAUGACUCCGGGCCAGACUCCCUUCACUUCUCCCCAUCUCCGCUGCUCUUUCCCUCUCCUUGGUUGUGAGAGGGAAUGCCCGACACCCUGUGUCGAUCACCGUUGCAACUGCUCAAACACAGUCUCGGCUACCAGAGACGGGAAUCCUUUCUGUGGCAGGCCUUCACCUGCCUAUUCUGAAACAAGGUCAGCCCACCAUGGCUCCCUGUCCUCACUCUAAACCUACUUAUAUGUUGUGCCCAGGUUAACAGGCGCCAUGUUCUGGGUCUCUGUGAACGGGCUCAGUGGGUCAAUGUUCCCAGUGCCUGAGUAGAAGCCAAUCCGUACAAACUGUAUCCUGGGAAGGUUGGCCCUUGGGAUUCUGACAAGAAGUAGGCAAGCCCAGGAUUCCCCACCAAGGCGUUUUGUUGAACCGGGACAGAGCAGCUGGGUGGUCCCCAGAGAAGAGGAACCCCGACAACUGCUGAUGGCGACAUUAGGGCAUAAGACAAAGGAGCAGAAUUAGGCCAUUCAGCCCAUCGAGUCUGCUCUGUCAUUCCAUCAUGGCUGAUCCCAGAUCCCACCCAACCCCAUAUACCUGCCCUUCUCAGCAUAUCGUUUGAUCCCCUAAAUGACCAGGAAACGAUCAACUUCCACCUUAAAUAUACCCACAGACUUGGCCUCCAUCACAGUCUGUGGCAGAGCUUUCCACUGAUUUACUACUCUGGCUAAAAAAAAAUCCUUCUGAAGGGCCAUCCCUCAAUUUUGAGGCUAUGCUCUCUAGUUCUGGAUACCCCCACCACAGGAAACAUCCUCUCCACAUCCACCUUAGCUGGUGUUUUGGUAGGUUUCAAUGAGAUCCCCCUGCAUUCUUCUAAGUUCCAGUGAGUACAGGCCCAAAGCUGCCAAACACUAUGUUAACCCCUUGAAUGCUGGAAUCAUCCUGAUGAACCUCCUCUGGACUCUGUCCAACAACAACACAUCCUUUUCUGAGAUACGGGGCCCAAAUUAUGAAAGUGAGAACCCCGAGAAGUGGCAGAGCCCAGGACCAUGUUGCCUUCAUAGGGUAGAGACCCAUGUAUUGUGGCCAUAGCUAUAAUCCCCAAGGUUGGUGUGUCCAGAUCCUCUCCUUUAAUUUGCAACACACAGAAAUUGUUGGAGGGACUCGGCAGUUGAGUUGGCAUGUAUGAUGGAAAGGUAACAGUUGAUGUUUCGGGCUGAGACCCUUCUGGAGUGGGAAGGAAGACUGCAGAAGCAAGUCUCCCUGCUGGGGCCUUUGGUUGAGACCCCUUGUUGGGGAUUACUCUAUCUGAAUAAUCUUCGAUCUGGAGACAAGUCACUCUCAUUCCCUCAUCUCCACUAUUAUCUCAUUAGAUGUUAAUUUUAGUGAAUCUUCAUCUCUGAUUCAACAUUAGCUUGUUCCUCCGUCCCAUCUGAAAAUAUGGCCGCUCUUCAGCUUUUCCCCAUUUUGUUCCCAACUCCUGGUGAAGCAAUCAAGUGAUGGACAAUAACUGCCCACAGAGUGUGUGUGGGGGUCGAUCAGAGAGAGACCGCGGGACGGGUUGUGCCGGUAAACUGUCAGGAGAGGUGUGAUGAAGGUGGCUCGGUGAAAGAGAUCGAUGUUACCCUCAGCCUCCAAGACUUGGCUUGUAGCAUGAGGGGAAACUAUUGAACUGGCUAAGAGAAAGAUCAAAGAACGCCGGGCAGAUCACGGACAGUAAACAACUCAGAUGAUAAGGUAUGUUCAGCAGCACGGCAACUAUUCCCUACAUUAUAAAUGUGGAUUCUGGUGUCCCCUCACAAAAUCACCACUUCUGUUCCCUACAGCCAUCUCACCAUGUCGCCUCCAGUGGAACUGGUUCAACUUUACAGAUUGACGAUGGUGAAUCUGCACUCUGUGGAUAAACAGAAACACACCUAACCCUAAACCUCAGUUUGUCAGCACCCAUUGCAUAAGCUGCAGGUGUCCAGAUAGGUUCCUGCUUUAAUUCCCUGAGGUAAUACUGUGGUCCUGUGAUCGAGGGCCUGUUUCUGGGCAGUGUAUAGAGAUGAAGGAAAGAAAAGGCCUAGUGCACCGCAGGGCUGUGACUGGAUUGUGCAGACAGGUGACAGUAGGGCACAGGAAGCAAAGCUGGUGAAUGCAACCUCUCACAUUAUCAGCUGGCCACUUUAAAAUUGCAAAAUAAAAACAAACUGAAAAUGCUGGAAACUCUUCGAAACCGUUGAAGGGCCUCAGGCUGGAAGCAUUAACAUUUGCCCGACCUGUUGGGUGUUUCCAGCAGAUUUGAUAUUAAUUUUCAUUUUCUCUGUGCAGCGUCGUACAAGUGCAGAAAGGCCGCAGAGACGGGCAGGAGUUGAUGAGGAAGUGAGCACAAUGUCUGUGAAAGGGCGAAUGGAGCGGGGGGUCAGACGGCAGGAGAUAAGGGAAGGGGAGCACAGGGAAAUAAGCACAUUUCUCCGCACCGGUGACCCAAUGUCCCCCCCCCACUGGGGGAACACAAGGUGUCACCGAUUUCUGCAAACCCUUCAACGAGGGUGACACACGCGGACUGCGACAGCCACGGGCCACAGGAGCCCUGACUGGGUGUAGAUGAUCUCGGUUGGACAAUCCGGGCUCGGUCUGGCUCCUGCUCUCUGAGGAGAAUCUCCAACCUCGUGUCCCUCGGGGAAGAUUGACCUUCCCUCACCUCCCGGCGUCGCGGCCACCCAGACACCCACUCGCUCCCCGUCCCCGUCAUUUCCAUCGGCCCCGCGCCCAGUUCAGGGCAACUCCACCUUGCUUCAGACCCCAGUCGCAGCCGACAUCACGUAGAUGGGUCCUGGCAGCCUAUUUAGGAGUAAGAGGUGGCCUAUUGGCCCAUCUGGCCUGUUCUGUCAUUCAAUAUGAUUCGAUGUUGCUUUUGCAGUAAAGUCAGGACUCACUUACUGCACAUUCUUCCACUUCGCUCCUGAUACCCUUUCACCCGAUUCCUACUUCCCUGGGACUCGUCUACCUCUGCCAUUGGGGAGAAGAGAAUUUUAAAGCCUCCCUGCACCUGCUCUCUCCCCCCCAGUGAGUGACCCCUUACAAAGCAGCAACAUUCCAGACAUCAGGACUUUCCCUCCUCAAACCACUCCUGCCUGGCAACUCCUGGUCAGGAGAUGGCAGCAGCGACUCACCGGCAGGGAGCUCCCUGAGAGGGCUGGACGAGGGGAAAGGGAUGGAAUUGCCUCCCCUGGAGUUAUGCCGCCUGGCGUGAUCCUCCCGGAUCAGAUGGGAUAAAAUGCUCACUUGUGGGAUGGCAUGCAAACAAAGAUUUUCACUGUAUACGAGUACAUGAGAACAAUAAACCAGACGCCAAAUCAGGAUAAAGGAAUUCCACAGCAUCCUCUUUUGGGAGAAUUAAUUACCAACAUUUAAUUAAUCUGAAAUACCCACUGUCCCAAGUUGCAGGACCAUAUCCCCUAUCGCCCUGUUCCUGAACUGCAUCUGCUCAAGAUCUCCCAAAGCUGAUAACUUCACUGACUUCCUGCAAAUAAUUAUCCUCCCACCACAAAUACACUCUCUCCCACACCUGCACCUUUCAUUGGUAACUACAGUCACAGGGUUCAAACCCAAAUAUCCCCACCCCUUCAAUGUGUUAUGACCAGUUCCUUGUCGAUGCUUUCAGUCAGUCCAUGUCUCCGGGACUCCCCAGAUAGAUCACUGUAAACAAAGUUUUGCAAUAUUAAAAAUGUUCAAAUAAAACUAACUGUU
Messenger RNA from Hypanus sabinus (Atlantic stingray), 6443 nucleotides. Its product is annotated as complement C1q tumor necrosis factor-related protein 4-like. The coding region runs from base 103 to 1065 and encodes 320 amino acids. Gene Ontology annotation, molecular function: protein binding. The record is from RefSeq and is a predicted model, not a curated record. NCBI's taxonomy places the organism in Eukaryota, Metazoa, Chordata, Chondrichthyes, Myliobatiformes, Dasyatidae. The transcript has 2 exons.